AUGCUUGGGGCUAAUGUGCAAUUCACUAAGCCUGAGAUAUUCUUUGGUCAUACCAGAUUUGCAGCAGAUGUUUUUCAUGACCUACAUGAGCAAGUUAUAACUACAUCGGCUAGGGGGCGUAAGGUACUGACUCGAGUACAAAACAUUGAAGCAGCACUUCCGUCUCUUGAAAAAGCUGUGAAGAAUCAGAAGAGCCAUAUACAUUUUGCUUAUGUACCAGGCUCUGACUGGCACACACAACUUCAAAACGAGCAAAAUCAUCUCCUAUCCAGUGAUUUGCCUCGGUUUAUGAUGGAUUCCUAUGAAGAAUGUCGAGACCCUCCACGACUUUACCUUCUCGACAAAUUCGAUAAUGCUGGUGCUGGGGCUUGUUUGAAGAGAUAUUCUGACCCAUCAUACUUCAAGAAAUCAUGGGAUGUGAUGAGAGCAGACAAGACUGCACAUCUCCAAAAAGAAAGGAAAUCUCAUAAAAUCAAGAGAAAAGGAUCACGCCUAAAAGAACCAUAUCAUGGACAAGCCACAUCCAGGCAUAGGAAUGGUGAAUUGCAGCGCGCACUCACUGCUGUUCAACUUACCAGCAGCAGGCAGUGUGCAUCUCCCAGCAUGGAUGGCCGGAGUUUUUCAGAGCAUAGAUCUACAUCUGAUGCAAGAUCCAACCCUGACAAUAUAAGCAGAUCUUCUUCAUUCAGUUCAAAGGCACGACUAAGUUUUGCAGAACAAGCUUCAGAUACAAAACCUUCUGUAGUUCCUCAUGAGAAUGGUCAUGGCAAGCUGUCAAAUACUGAUACGCACAAGCUUAAUGAUGGCUCUUCUCCCAUCUUGCUUAGCGGGAACAGGGAAGAUGAUCUGGGUGAUGAUUCGAAGCAAGGUUCCCUGUCAGAUGAGAUGAAUGCUAGGUCACCUUCUGUUGAAUGGCAUGAAAAGACUGCAAUUGUUAUGACUACAAGUUCUGUCUACUGUGAUGAUGUUGUCAUGGACAGGGCUGAAAGUGCAGAAACUAAACAUAUUAAGCCCGUGCAGCGAGAAUUUGAUCAUAGUGAGAUGGAGACCUUGGAGCAGCAGGGGGCCUUACUUCAGAAGGCAAAGUUGUUACUAUCAUCAGGCUUAAACCACCGUGAUGAAGUCCCCAGUGAAACAGAUAACUACAUGGAUGCACUUAACACACUUGAAUCCGAGACAGAGACUGAAGUUGACUUUCAAACUAAAAAACAAGGGAAGCCAGUACAUUCCUUCAAUGCUCAUGCACCUCAAAUAGAGUCGGCAGAUAAUAUCGUCUCACAGCUUCCUGAUUCUUCUCCCGCUGAGUUUCCUGAUACAAGUCCAAAUUCCAGAAUGUUACAUACUUUUGAAAGAACUGCCAAUUUCCCCAGUUUGUCAAGUGCAGAUGCUCCGGAUAUUUCACAGCAUACAUUGUCAGGUUAUACAGAUAUACAUCCUAAUGAAUGGUCAUCUGUUACCACCAUCCCUGAGAAUAAUGCAAAUGAGGCUGCUGGAGACCCCACUGAAAUUUCAGAACCGGCACUGCAAGCAUAUACAGCUACACCACCCAAUCAAAGCCCCCCUCAUGCAAAUGACAUUCCUGAGAGUAAGGCAGAAGUUGCCCCCAGAGAUUCUCCUGAGAUUUCAAAACCAGGGCUGUCAACCUAUGCAGUUUUUCCUCCCAACAAGGAGUCUGUUGUCAAUCAGAUCCCUGAGAAUAAUGUAGAAGAUGCGUUAGAAGAUGGUACCGUUGAAAGCACUAGUUGUCUUGUACCGGAACCUGCGAUUUCUUUUGCUCCAACUAGUGAGGCAUCUCCUGCAAAAAUCUUACCUGGUGAUACCACUGGUAACUCUGUAAUUUCAGAAAAGAGUCCUCAGGAUUAUCCUGGAGAAAAUCAUCAGGAAUUUGGUGGCUGUGGCAUGGCUGAAGUGUCUAAUUCACAGACCAUGCCUUUGAACGAGUCAUCAGAGAAUGGAUCUGCAACCCAACACCUUCCCACACAUGCUCCUACUAGUUCUGUAGAAUUAUCCUCUGUUAAGCUCUGGACAAAUGCUGGGCUCUUCGGACUUGAACCGUCUAAGCCUCCAGUUGGCAUAUGUCCUGGUUCUGCAAGCCAAAGCUACUCAGAGACUAAUCAAUCAGCCAUAAGAACACCUGAUGCAGUUUAUGGUCAAACAGACCGGCCCUCAGAUUCUUCCACAUAUUUCGAGCACAGGGAGCACAAAAAUUUGAAUGGCAAGCAAGCUUCAAUAAGUGAGCUCCUAGAAUCUGAAGGUAAUGCUGAAAAUGGUGCUGGAACAUACUCUGGCACUGACUUGGCUGGAAGGAAUAACUUGGACGUGGUGUCUGCAUCAAGCUUCUCGAGCAUUGCACAAAGAUUCCUUGCCAAUACACUUCAGAGAAGAACUUCUCCCAAAUAUAAUGAUCUCCCUAUCUCAUCUGGGAGAGUGAACACUGAUGCAAAUGGGUUUGAUGACGCUACUGUAAAUUCUACUCUUGCACCAAAGGAAGCAGUAUUUGAGGCAUCUCAGUUUGAGAAGAAAGCAGAUAAUGGCAUGGAUGGACUGCCCAAGUCAUCAAUCUUCUCUAGUCGCCAUUACUCUGAGAAAUCAUCUCCGCCACUAGAGCAUAUGAAAAUAUCCUUUCACCCCAUGAGUGCAUUUGAAACGUCAAAAUUGAACCUAGAUUUCUCUGAUGGCAACCUUCAUGAAAAUGUUGAUGAUAUGAUGUUACCAACAUUUCAGUUACUUCCAGGGUCUUCUGUCCCACAGCCCGGUAGUGGUUCUGAAUCAGAAGAUGACACCUUUGGUAGAUCUUAUAGUUAUUCUUCAUAUGAUGAUCUAAGUCCACGUUUAUAUUCAAACUCUGAGUUGUGGGAUCAAGAAGAUGGAAUUGGAUUGGAGGAUCAUGAGCUGUAUAAUGAUUCAAAUCAGAUAGGAUCCUCCACAACACCUGUCUCUAGCUAUAUGGGAUUCGAGCAGAUGAACUUAUCUGGUGAGAAGUCCACUGUUUCACUUUCAGAUAUUGGAGAUCAUAAUGGACUCGGCUUGUUAGAAUCCCAUCCUGCUGGAGAACUUCCGAACUUUGACACUUUGAUGUCAACAAGUAAUCUUCAAAAUGGAGAUGCGCUCAUUCCACAUAAUCCAGUCAAUUUAUCACCAGAUGAAGAUCAGAUGCCGCCGCCGCCUCCUCUUCCCCCAAUGCAGUGGAGGACAAUGAGACAAACAACUUCCCUGGAUGAAGAAAGAGACUCUACAGCUAAAGACAUACUUAAGAAUGCCUCAAGUCUACCACCUGUACACACUCCUGUGCAGGAACAACAUCUUCCGCCGUGUGCACCACCAUUUCCACAAGGAAAUGUCAAGGAAGUGAACCAUCAGAAAGUUGAUGUGAUCAAAGAAACGAGUAAUCUUCCUAAUAUAUUUGAGAUCAAAUCAAGCUUUCUUCAGCAAAUCAGGGAUAAGCCAGAUCUGCACAAGCUGAAUGGACAUGAAAAGCCCAAAGCAGUAUUCAAUGAUGUUAACAUUUUGGAUGAAAGGGGGGAGUUGCUUCAGCAAAUCAGGAGCAAGACAUUCAACUUAAGACGAACAAAUGGAUCUAAGACAAACACCUCAUCACAGUCAACCGAGUCCACUGCCAAUUCCAGCGUUGUAGCAAUUUUGGAGAAGGCGAAUGCAAUCCGGCAGCUCUUCAGCCAUCCUAAGCGUCGGUUCUCCAGAAGGAACAAAAAAGGGGAGCCAUAUUGGGCGCAGCAAUUUCAGUGGCCGACUUCGCAUAACCCUCACAGCAGCAGCAAAGGCCUGGAGAUUUUGGUCGAGGAGUGUCUGAGGGUGUCCGCCGAGUACCAGCGCGACUUGGGCGACCGGGCGGCGAAGCUUGGCGAGCUGGGGGCGCUGUUCACGAGCCUGGACGUGGGCGACGCCAUCAUGGUGUCCAGCUCCCUGUCGCACAUGCUCAACCUGGCCAACCUCGCGGAGGAGAUCCAGAUGGUGUACCAGAAGAAGAUGGAGACGAGCCGGCGCGGCGGCUUCGCCGACGAGGCCCUGGCGCCCACCGAGUCGGACAUCGACGAGACGUUCAAGCGGAUGGUGAGCGGGCUGGGCAAGACUCCCCAGGAGGUGUUCGACGCGCUCAGGUCGCAGACCAUCGACCUCGUCUUCACCGCGCACCCCACCCAGUCCAUCCGGCGCUCGCUCCUCGAGAAGCACGCCAGCAUCCGGACGUGCCUGACGCAGCUGUGCGUGGAGGGCGUCUCGGACAACGAGAAACAGGAGAUCGACGAGGCGCUUCAGAGGGAGAUCCUGGCGGCGUUCAGGACGGACGAGAUCCGGCGGACGCCGCCGACGCCGCAGGACGAGAUGCGGGCGGGGAUGAGCUACUUCCACGACACCAUCUGGAACGGCGUGCCCAAGUUCCUCCGGCGCGUGGACACGGCGCUCAAGAACAUCGGCAUCGACGAGCGACUCCCCUACGACGUCCCGCUCAUCCAGUUCUCCUCCUGGAUGGGCGGCGACCGCGACGGCAACCCCAGGGUCACCCCCGAGGUCACCCGGGACGUCUGCCUGCUCGCCAGGAUGAUGGCCGCCAACAUGUACUUCUCCAAGAUGGGCAGCCUCAUGUUCGAGCUUUCUAUGUGGCGCUGCAACGACGAGCUCCGGGCUCGCGCCGACGAGCUGCACCGGCUGUCCUCUCGGAAGUUCGCCAAAUACUACAUCGAGUUUUGGAAGAAGAUCUCUCCGCGGGAGCCCUACCGCAUCAUACUCGGCGAUGUGAGGGACAAGCUGUACAACACCUGCGAGCGUGCUCGAGAGAUCCUGUCCAAUGGAGAAUCGAGCAUCCCAGAAGAAGACACCUACACGAGGGUCGAGGAGUUCUUGGAGCCUCUGGAGCUGUGCUACCGAUCGCUGUGCGACUGCGGGGACAAGCUAAUCGCCGACGGCAGCCUGCUGGACUUCAUGCGCCAGCUGCUGCAGCGUGAGUGCGGCGUCAAGAAGCCCAUGCGAGUCGUGCCGCUGUUCGAGAAGCUGGCGGACCUUCAGCAGGCGCGCGCCACCAUGGAGCUCCUCUUCUCCAUCGACUGGUACAAGGAGAGGAUCAACGGCAAGCAGGAGAUCAUGAUCGGAUACUCGGACUCAGGCAAGGACGCCGGCCGGCUGUCGGCGGCGUGGCCCGGCGGCCUCGCCACGCUCCGGGAGAUGUACGACGAGUGGCCAUUCUUCCGCGUCACCAUCGACCUCCUCGAGAUGGUCUUCGCCAAGGGCGACCCCGGCAUCGCCGCGCUCUACGACAAGCUCCUCGUCCCCCAAGACCUCUGGCCCUUCGGCGAGCAGCUCAGAGCCAAUUACGCCGAGACACAGAGCCUCCUCCUAAAGGUUGCUGGGCACGAAGACCUGCUGGAGAGCGACCCGUACCUGAGGCAGCGGCUGUUGCUGCGGGACUCGUACAUCACGGCGCUGAACGUGUGCCAGGCGUACACUCUGAAGAGGAUCAGGGACGGCGAGUUCAGGCCGGCGACGCGGCCGCCGCUGUCCAAGGAGUUCAUCGACGAGACGGCAGAGAGCUUGAUGGAGCUCAACCCCAGCAGCGAGUACGACCCCGGGCUGGAGGACACGCUCAUCCUCACCAUGAAGGGAAUCGCCGCGGGCAUGCAGAACACGGGCUGA
This is a messenger RNA of Triticum turgidum subsp. durum (durum wheat), 5643 nucleotides long. NCBI's taxonomy places the organism in Eukaryota, Viridiplantae, Streptophyta, Magnoliopsida, Poales, Poaceae. The record is from the annotation of a GenBank genome assembly.